AACUAGGUGGGCCUUCAACCACAAAUGUUCACAACGUGAGGCGUCUACCGGUUGAGAAAAGCCCAUGGCGGGUUCCGACUGGGCAGACGAAUGGCAGCUCGUCAACGACGAUGGCUUCAUCUACAAACGCCCGAAUAAGCGCCCCCGUCUCGAUCCCCAAACUCCGUCCUCUUCCUCUUCUCCCGCUUCCUCCUCCUCCUCCCAUCCACUGCGUCAUGACUACGCGGCGGAGGAGAAGAAGAUUCUCCGGGAACGGAAGAGGGCCGCACUCCUCAAUCUCAAAAACAAGUAUCAAACGGAGAUUCGCAUGUGGGAGCAAUUAUCGAACACCUUGAAUGCGACGUGCGAGAAAGCCUCCGCCCAUCAACAGAUUCAACAAGGGGAUCCGGUAUCAUCAUCUGACCUAGUCGCCGGAACCUCCGAACCGCCGGCGGAUAACUCCUCCCGGCGAAUCAUUGACGACCUCCUUUCUAAGGCGGAAAUUCAAGGAGCCAUGAUUGCGGAUAUCUCUAAAUUAUGCGAUAAUGCUGAAGUCUUGUGCAGGUUUCAAGAAGAAAGGCUUAAGAAACGGUUUCUGGACCUUCCAAUUUGGGAAAAAUCUCCACACAGACUCAUUUCUUCACUGUCCCAAGAUUGAGCCCAUUUUCUAGGGUUUUGUCUGAUGAAUGUUAAAAAUCAUUUGACCCUGUUUCAAUCCGUGUCAAUAUUUCACCAACUGCUGCUAGAAUUUAGCUUCGUAUUUCUGGUUUGAACAUUUGUUCUUAGCUGUAUUGAUUGCAGAACUAGCAUGAAAGGGAAUCUUGAAAGUGAGCUCUUGCAACCAUUAAUGGUGGGACUCUACUCUGGACACUCUUCUCAAUGGUGAUGUUCUGUGCGCCGGGUUUUCCUUUUGUCAAACUAGGAUCAGCUUAAAUGUAUGCUUUUUUCAAGGCCGACGUGUCCGAACGGUUCAUUUUACUAACAAGUGUGUGUUUCUUUGCUUGAUUCAUGGCUUGUAUUUGGAUUCUUUCAACUCAAGUAUGCAUUUGAGUGUAUUGAGUAAUUGGAUAGACAGCUUUGAAUAUUGUGGUAAUGGCAUGAGCUGAUUGAAGCAGGUUUCAAGAAGAAAGGCUUUGAAUAUUGUGGUAAUGCCAGUCGAUAUGUAUGUUUUUGCCUGUAAGCUUCUCUUUGCUUGUUUAAUGAUGGCAAUCUCAUCAGGUCUUAAACUGCUGUCCUAGAUGCCAUAUCUUUUGGCAUUUGUAAUCCUAUUUGUCUAUUGUGUCCUUAUGUCAAGACUGGAUUUGAGGUUGUUUUCAGAGCAAUUACAGCUUGUCUCAACCCAUCAAGUUUGGAAAUGGUUGUUCCAAUUCAGACUUGGGCAUAACAGUGACACCAGAAUUGGUGUAAAUGUUACGGAGUAUAUUUCAUUAAAUUUAUCACCUGCUCUUGGUCAGCUUAAGAGUAUAUUGUUAGUGAGGGGAUGAGAGAAGAGGUUAGCAAGACAAGAAAAAUGACCCACUAGCACUUGCCUGUUAAGCUUAGCCCAAAGACAAUAUUACAAACUUCCGAGGCGCAAUACAAAGUUCUCAACAACAAUAACAAACCCAGUAAAAUCUCACUAGAAGU
This is a messenger RNA of Cuscuta campestris, 1605 nucleotides long. The record is from the annotation of a GenBank genome assembly. Lineage: Eukaryota; Viridiplantae; Streptophyta; Magnoliopsida; Solanales; Convolvulaceae.